Messenger RNA from Phoenix dactylifera (date palm), 3183 nucleotides. NCBI's taxonomy places the organism in Eukaryota, Viridiplantae, Streptophyta, Magnoliopsida, Arecales, Arecaceae. The record is from RefSeq and is a predicted model, not a curated record.
GUAAGAUUCGUGAAAAGCGACACGGUCUGUCCUCCCCUCCGAUCUAAAGCCCCUUCAAAACCCCUUCGCCGCCUCCCCCACCUCGCCCCUCCCCGGCUCUCACUGCGCCAAAAACCCUAACCCCCGGAACUCCACAGCCAUGUCGACGGCGGCACUCUCCUCCUCCCUCUCCCCCACCUCCGAGAAAAAGAAAAAGAAGAAGAACAAGAAGUCCUCCUCCGCCGCUGCCGCCGCAAAUGGCGGAGAUGGAACCCCCAUCUCCCCCGCCGGCGAUGAUCUGUUCCAGAAGGACUACCUCAUCAAGCCCCAGUCGUUCACCCCCUCGAUUGACACCUCCAAGUGGCCGAUCCUCCUCAAGAACUACGACCGCCUCAACGUCCGCACCGGCCACUAUACCCCACUCCCCGCCGGGCACUCCCCUCUGAAACGCCCACUUCCCGAGUAUCUCCGCUACGGCAUCAUCAACCUCGACAAGCCCUCCAACCCUUCCUCCCACGAGGUCGUCGCCUGGAUCAAGCGCAUCCUCCGCGUCGAGAAGACCGGCCACAGCGGCACCCUCGACCCCAAAGUCACCGGCAAUCUCAUCGUCUGCAUCGACCGCGCCACCCGCCUCGUCAAGUCCCAGCAGGGCGCCGGCAAGGAGUACGUCUGCGUCGCCCGCCUUCAUUCCGCCGUCCCCGAUGUCGCCAAGGUCGCCCGGGCGCUCGAAACCCUCACCGGCGCCGUCUUCCAGCGCCCGCCGCUCAUCUCGGCCGUCAAGCGCCAGCUCCGGAUCAGGACCAUUUACGAAAGCAAGCUUCUCGAGUAUGAUCCUGUCAAGCAUCUCGUGGUUUUCUGGAUUUCGUGCGAGGCUGGCACCUAUGUCCGGACGCUCUGUGUUCACCUGGGCUUGCUUCUUGGUGUCGGAGGGCAUAUGCAGGAGCUGCGGCGGGUGCGGUCUGGGAUCCUUGGGGAGAAGGAGAACAUGGUGACGAUGCACGAUGUCUUGGAUGCCCAGUGGGUGUACGAUAAUUUUAAGGAUGAGAGCUAUCUGAGACGGGCGGUAAUGCCGUUGGAGGUUCUGCUCACGAGUUACAAGAGGGUGGUGGUGAAGGACUCGGCGGUCAAUGCUAUCUGUUACGGUGCCAAGCUGAUGAUCCCUGGGCUGCUGAGGUUUGAGAAUGAUAUUGAAGUCGGGGAGGAGGUUGUGCUGAUGACUACCAAGGGGGAGGCGAUAGCUUUGGGGGUUGCAGAGAUGACAACUGCAGUGAUGGCAACCUGUGAUCAUGGGUCGGUUGCGAGGAUUAAGAGGGUGGUGAUGGAUCGGGACACAUACCCAAGGAAGUGGGGGCUGGGGCCGAGAGCAUUGAUGAAGAAGAAGUUGGUUGCUGAAGGGCUGCUAGACAAGCACGGGAAGCCAAAUGAGAAGACACCGCCGGAGUGGCGUAGACAUGCAGUGUUGCCAACUGGAGGGGACUCGAUGAUCGCCAGCCUUGCAGCAGCGCCGGAGUCAGGGGCGCCAAAGGGGGAGGCGGCGGUUGAAGAAGCGAAGGAAGAGAAGAAAAAGAAGAAGAAGCAUAAGGAUGGGGAUGAUGGUGAUGAAGGAAGGAAGCGUAAAUUGGAGGAUGGAGGUGAAAGCCCUAUUGCUAAGAAACUUAAGGUUGAGGAAGUUGGGGAUGCUGUGGUUGAGUCUGAAGGGAGGAAGGUGAAGAAGGAGGAGGAGGAAAUCGAGGAAGUGUUGGUUGAAGAGGUUAAGAGUGAGAAGAAGAAAAAGAAGAAGAAGGAAGACAAGGAAAAAGGAAAUUCAGGACUGUCUGAUGAGGACGGGGCAGUAAAAAAGGGAAGGAAGAAGGAGAAAAGCAGUAAAGAUAAGGGUGAACUGGGAUCAUCUGAUGAGGAAAGAGAGGAGAAAAAGAAGAAGAAGAAGAAGAAGAAGAAGAGUAAAGAUGGUGAUGAUGGUGGGGAACUUGAAUUACCUAGCAGCAUAAGAGAUGGCAAUGGGGAAGAGGAGAAAACUGAGAAGAAGGAGAAGAAAAAGAAGAAGCAUCGGGAUGCAGAGGAGACAGCUUGAGUAGAGGAAGUGUCUCUCUGGGAUUUCAUCUUCAAGGGAGAAAUUAGUUUGUCGUUUCACAAAUUGAUGCAAUUGAGCGCUUCUCUGUCAAAUAUUCAAGACAUCAGGAGCCCCUUUUGCUUCCAAUUUAGUACAGUUGCAGGAAUGGAACGGGUUUUGCAGGAGCUGGCUUGAAGGCAUAAGGUUCCUCAUUGUAGCAGUAUCCUUGUUACAGAUUCACCAAACUACAAUUCGGGUUGAUGGGAGGGCUUCAGAUAUGCCAGGGAGUUGUUUGUGAGUCAAAUCUCGCUCGAGGGGGAAUCCUUGAUAAAUCUAGCAUAUCACGAUGGGUGGUAAUAAGUUGUAACCUGAGCUUACUUCAACAUCUUUGCAGCAAAGAUCUUUGAGCAGAUUAUCUUCUUCAUUUCUUAUUGUAGUCUGCAGAAUUUGGAAUUUGAGUUCCCAUAUGCAACAUAAUUUCUUGAACCAUUCAAAUGUUUUAUACCCAUUUCCAACUUAUACAUUCAGUUGAAGGUUCAGUACUUUUCCAUGAUCUGGAAUGGUAGACUACAGUUCAAUUUCGUAGCUCAAAAGUGGAAGCAGUCAUCAUUUUGGUCUGAACUAUCACGUAUAGAAUAAAUUUGUCUUACCAGGUCUUCUACAUGUGCAUGUGGUGCUGCCGAAGAGAUCGGAGGGUGGAGCAGGUUGCAUCUUCCGUGCGGAAGAAGGAUUCACCUACCUUCACCCAAAACAACCAUUGGAUCACCUGCAGCACGGAUCACAAAGCACUCUGAACGUCCCCUUUCAUCUGUCUGCAAAGAUCUCAAAGUGACCGGUGCGUGAUCCAAUGGUGGAUUCGCAACAAAAAGGGCGAACCCUUCUUUUGCGCUUAAUGGGUCUUCAGACCUUUGGUACCUUGUGAUGCCAAAUAUAAAUAAAGGUCUACCCAUGGUUCCAAGGAGAGGAAAAGCAAUGCAACUUUCAAUUUUCUAAUAUUGUUGUAGGGGAGACAACUGCAUUGGCUGCUCGACGCCUACUUGCAACAAUUGUGGAAGAACAGUGGUUUAUGAUGAAACUAAAUGCUGUUGUGAUGUGAAAAGAUGGGAAUGUGGAAAGAACAGCCCCUCUUCCAAUAUGGGAGUUUUAUGUUGAAA